This is a messenger RNA of Cryptococcus wingfieldii CBS 7118, 180 nucleotides long. RefSeq lists its product as hypothetical. The transcript has a single exon. The coding region runs from base 1 to 180 and encodes 59 amino acids. The record is from RefSeq and is a predicted model, not a curated record. Lineage: Eukaryota; Fungi; Basidiomycota; Tremellomycetes; Tremellales; Cryptococcaceae.
AUGCUCAUGUACACCGCCGCCGGCCCCAUCAUGUCCUCUGCCCCCUUCUACAACCCCGUGUACGGGAGCAUGUACACCGGCUGGGGGCGAUAUGGUGUGGGACCGAACUAUGGUACUGGAUGGGGGGGGAGCUGGUACGGGCAGAACCCUUACUCUUACAUGUCGGGAACCUAUUGGUAG